GCCGGGCUGCCGGGAACAGCGCCGUGAAGCCGUCGGUGUCCGAAAGGGGAGAAUCAUAUUUUGGGGACAAGAGUUCUUGUGUAGAAAAUGCUAACACAUUGGAUCUCACGAGUUCUUCUUCUGUGCGAGGCCUGAAUAGCACAUGUAUAGGAAGAACACCUCUCUCUUCUGGUAGAUCUGGUUGCAGAAGCCAUACCCCACUUAUGGGUUAUUCGGUUACAUCCUCCUCUGCAGUUUCUGCUCAUACUGUUGCGUCAGUUAUUGUAGCUGUAGUAGAAGGAAGAGGCCUUGCCAGAGGUGAAGUAGGAAUAGCCAGUAUAGAUUUAAAAAAUCCUGAGAUGAUAUUAUCACAAUUUGCGGACAAUGCAACUUACGCCAAGGUUAUUACUAAACUCAAGAUUUUGACACCACUAGAAAUAAUAAUGUCAAACACUGCCUGUGAUGCAGGGAAUACAACAAAUUUGUUCAGUCUGAUAACGGAGCAUUUCAAGAAUGUGACUUUUACAACUGUCCAGAGAAAAUACUUCAAUGAAACAAAGGGUUUGGAGUACAUAGAACAAUUGUGUGCAUCUGAAUUUAGCACCAUUUUAAUGGAAGUCCAAUCAAAGUAUUACUGUCUUGCAGCUGCAGCAGCUUUGCUAAAAUACGUUGAAUUUAUCCAAAAUGCCGUUUAUGCUCCUAAAUCACUAAAGGUUCGUUUCCAGGGGAGUGAGAAAACAGCUAUGAUAGAUUCAUCAUCAGCACAAAAUCUUGAACUAGUGAUUAAUAACAGAGAUUCUCGGAAUGGUCACACACUUCUUGGUGUUCUAAAUUACACUAAAACUCCUGGUGGAAGUCGGAGACUCAGAUCCAAUAUCCUGGAACCUCUAGUUGAUGCUGAAACAAUUAACACAAGACUGGACUGUGUUCAGGAAUUACUCCAGGAUGAGGAGCUCUUUUUUGGUCUUCAAGGAGGUAUUAUCUCAAAAUUCCUGGAUACAGAACAACUACUUUCAGUUUUGGUACAGAUUCCAAAGCAGGAUACAGUUAAAACUGCUGAAUCAAAAAUAACUAAUUUAAUCUACCUGAAGCAUACCUUAGAACUUGUGGAGCCUCUGAAAGCUGCUUUAAGAAGCUGUAACACACAGCUGCUAAAGGCUUAUUACAAUUCUCUUGAAGAUGCAAGAUUUGGAAUUAUACUUGAAAAGAUUACAAGUGUAAUUAAUGAUGAUACAAGAUACACAAAAGGAUGUCUGAAUAUGAGGACCCAGAAGUGCUACGCUGUUAAGCCUAACAUCAAUGAAUUCCUUGACAUAGCUCGUAGAACAUACACAGAAAUUGUUGAUGACAUAGCAGGUAUGAUAACGCAACUUGCUGAAAAGUACAACCUGCCCAUGAAAACAAGUUUCAGCUCUGCUCGUGGAUUUUUUAUCCAGAUGAAUGCUGAUUGUUCAACAUUACCUAAUGGCCAGCUUCCUUCAGAAUUUACAAAGAUCACGAAAAUGAAAAACACAUACAGCUUCACUUCAGCAGAUUUAAUAAAAAUGAAUGAAAGAUGUCAGGAGUCUCUGAGAGAAAUAUAUCACAUGACCUACUUAAUAGUGUGUAAACUACUGAAUGAGAUCUAUGAACACAUUCAUUGCUUAUACAAGCUGUCUGACAUUGUGUCUAUGCUGGAUAUGCUGCUUUCAUUUGCCCACGCCUGCACUCUUUCUGAUUAUGUUCGUCCAGAAUUUACUGAUACUUUAGCAAUCAAGCAAGGAUGGCAUCCCAUUCUUGAAAAGAUAGCUAUGGAAAAACCUGUGUCUAACAACACGUACCUGACAGAGGGCAACAAUUUUGUCAUGAUUACAGGACCAAAUAUGAGUGGAAAAUCAACAUACUUGAAACAGAUUGCUCUCUGUCAAAUUAUGGCACAGAUUGGUUCUUAUGUCCCAGCAGAGUAUUGUUCUUUUCGAAUCGCAGAGCAGAUUUUUACCAGAAUAGGUAUGGAUGAUGAUAUUGAAACAAAUGCAUCAACAUUCAUGAAGGAAAUGAAAGAGAUAACGUACAUCAUACAAAAUGCUAAUGAUAAGUCACUUAUCAUUAUUGAUGAACUUGGGAGAGGUACCAGUGCUGAAGAAGGUAUUGGAAUUUGUUAUGCUGCCUGUGAAUAUCUGUUGAACUUAAAGGCAUUUACACUGUUUGCUACGCAUUUCCUGGAACUAUGUCAUAUAGACGCUUUAUAUCCCAAUGUGGAAAAUUACCAUUUUGAAGUGCAACAUGUGAGAAGCAGUGCUGGAAAUAAGGAGAAAAUUGCUUACACUUACACACUUUCUAAAGGGUACACAGAGGAAAAGAACUAUGGAAUAAAAGCUGCAGAAGUGUCCUCCCUACCAUCAUCCAUAAUUUUGGAUGCAAAGGAAAUCACAAGUCACAUUGCAAAACAAAUUUUGCACAGACAGAAGAGCACUCCUGAGAUGAUGAAACAGAGAGCUGCAUACCAGUUAGCAAUGAGAUUGGUUCAGACUGCCAGAAAUUCUCGACUGGACCCUGACAGUUUGCGUGUAUAUUUGAAAGCCCUGAAGAAAAAAUAUGAAGCCAGUUGUCCCACACCCAGAGAAAAUGAUGAGCAACAGUAACAUGUAACAUAGGCUGUUCUAAUUUUUAUGACUGCAAGAUGAUUCUGUUUUUUCCCACAGUAUUAGUACAGUCUUUUCACAUGGUGUUACAUUUUUAAUUAUUAGUCUAAAUUACAUUCAGGUAAUGGAUGACCAUAUCCUUUAUGGGUUUCCCCUACCCUGACAUACCUGGAAUAAAAGCAUUUGCCCUCUCUGAGGAACACAAUUAUUUUUGACAAAAAAUACAAAUCAUUUUAGAGCAGCACUGAGAGGGAAGGACUGGGGCAACUCUAAGGAACUCAGAAUUUCAGGCAUGAUAAAAAAGAAAGCUCAGAUUGCAAAAAGGGAAACGUGUGCCCAAAUUGCUUCAAAGUAGUUUUGCUGUCUGUUCUUGUUCAGUUGUGUUUUCCGAAAAUGAGACCAUUUUAUUCACUUUGCUGUGCUAAACACUUCUCACAAUGCCAGGAAACAUGAUACUAAAACUUGAAGGAAUUUGGAUGUGUAAAAACAAGCUGUUCUCUCUUCUCCA
Messenger RNA from Zonotrichia albicollis (white-throated sparrow), 3108 nucleotides. RefSeq names its product mutS homolog 4 (gene MSH4). Gene Ontology annotation, molecular function: ATP binding; mismatched DNA binding; ATP-dependent DNA damage sensor activity. Gene Ontology annotation, cellular component: nucleus. Lineage: Eukaryota; Metazoa; Chordata; Aves; Passeriformes; Passerellidae. Gene Ontology annotation, biological process: reciprocal meiotic recombination; mismatch repair. The record is from RefSeq and is a predicted model, not a curated record.